CUGUGGUGCCAGGAACUGGAGCGCAAAGCAAAGUGGGAAGGAGGAAACAACGACUAUCAUAUUGGAUAUAUUCCAUCGCUUAGCUAUGGCUACGAAGACAGGACAGUGAGACCGGGCGUUUUUCAGACAUGUGAGCUUCCUAGCUGCUCCUGGAAUCUCUCGUCGAAGUUUUAGCCGAAGAAGUUCACAGCGGUACGGCUAAGCCAUUAUCGUUUCCACCGGGACUGUCUUCUGCCUCUGACACAGCUCGACACUACCAAGACAGAAAACAUGGUGUCCUGGAUAAUUUCGAGAAGCGUCGUGCUGGUGUUUGGGACCCUGUAUCCUGCAUACUACUCUUACAAAGCUGUCAAGACCAAAAAUGUCAAGGAAUACGUGCGAUGGAUGAUGUACUGGAUCGUAUUUGCCCUCUACACUGUGGUGGAGACCAUCACUGACCUAACACUGGCAUGGUUUCCUCUGUACUAUGAGCUGAAGAUAGCCUUUGUGAUCUGGCUCCUCUCCCCUUACACCAGAGGAGCAAGUCUCAUUUACAGGAAGUGUCUGCAUCCUCUGCUGUCCUCCAGAGAGAGGGAAAUAGAUGAGUACAUUGUGCAGGCCAAAGAGAGGAGCUAUGAAACCAUGGUGAACUUUGGCAAACAGGGACUGAGCAUCGCUGCCACCGCUGCUGUCUCCGCAGCUGUCAAGGGCCAGGGUGCUAUCACAGAGAAGCUGCGCAGCCUGAGUAUGCAUGACCUCACACAGAUAAGCCAGCAGGACGACAGAGGAAACCAGCUGUACCAGUACAGCUCCCACUCAGCCAACCCUGCCGUCAGGAGAUCCCAGAGCACUGAUGCUGCUGACGGAGCAGAGUACUUUUAUGACCAGGAGGACAGGACGGACGAAGAGGCCGAGCCGACCUUUUCUGAAGACGAGGCUGUGAGUCAGAAAGGACUGCGACGGUCUCAGAGCGUCAAGAUCUCACGAUCCAGAGUCCGCAAAGACCAGGCUCGCUAUGGAUCCCUGAAGAUUAAAGGAAAGAAGAGACCAGCUCUGAGCUCUGUUAACUAUGGCAUGUGAAGAGACUACACAUACACACACACGCACACACACUCUUCCUGGUCUGGGGUUUGUCCCCUCACUCUGCUGAACUCGAACCAAAACAGAGAUUUCACUCUCAGAGAACUACGAUGUUUGUCUUUGAGAGGAUGAUGACGUACAUACUAUUCGUUUUUUGUUUGGUAUUUUUUUUUCUGCAUGUAUAGUCUUUAGGUAUGAUGUUAUAUAAGUGUGGUCUUUUAGAUUUUAGAUCCAUCUGUAGUCUUUCUCUCUCUUUCUCUUUUUUUUUUAAAUUUCAGUACAAGUUUCAUGAGACCACUUUUUAAUAAGGCAUCCUCUAUGGCCGGCUCAUACAUGGAAACUAGCUAGUUAUUAGCUCUUAAUAAUAAGAUAACAACUUCUGCGUUGCCAGGUUUGGAAACAUCCCUGUAGCUGCUGUUUAUCCUCCUCCAACAUGACGCGUGCUCUGUCAGUUUCACGGGGUCAGGGAACAGGACUACAGGGCAUCUGGACCAAAAUACGUUGAGCUCUCCACUUAUUCAUUAACAUGUAUAAGUGUUGAUUUUGUAGGUUGCUUGUUUCAGUUCUCGGGGGGCGGUUGUUCUACAGGGUUAGAGUCAGGGUUGAGGGGGUUUUCCAGCUACCCUGAGCCACCACUUGUCUUAUUUUACACAGAUAUGGAUUGUAAAUGACAUGGCUGAGUCUGGUCACAGACUCGUCUUAAUGUUACACUACGUUUUAAAAAAACAAAACAUUUUAAUGCUUUUAUCGUGAUUCAAUCAAUUGGAUGUGGAUGUGCCACUUACAGCAAACAGCACAUGAGGGGGAAGGACGAUGGUAGUGUAAGUGCAGUGGGUGUUGAUCAGGAUCAUGGGGCCAGGAAGUGGUUUACAAUCACACAUCCACACCGCUGCAGCUGUGUCCAUGGGAAGUCCCCCUCAGGGGCAGUCAGGGGGCCUACAGCAGUGUGACUAGGAGAUGGUUCAAGGCAAAGCCUGAGCCAGAACUAAAGGUCAAAGAGGACAGUUUACAGCCUAAUCUUAAACGUGUGUGGGGGGGGGGGGGGGGGGGGGGG
Messenger RNA from Toxotes jaculatrix (banded archerfish), 2113 nucleotides. RefSeq names its product receptor accessory protein 3b (gene reep3b). The transcript is spliced from 8 exons. NCBI's taxonomy places the organism in Eukaryota, Metazoa, Chordata, Actinopteri, Toxotidae. Gene Ontology annotation, biological process: endoplasmic reticulum tubular network organization. Gene Ontology annotation, cellular component: endoplasmic reticulum membrane; cytoplasmic microtubule; endoplasmic reticulum tubular network. Gene Ontology annotation, molecular function: microtubule binding. The coding region runs from base 271 to 1059 and encodes 262 amino acids. The record is from RefSeq and is a predicted model, not a curated record.